AUGUCUUAUCACGAACGUAACUCGAAGAAACGGAAGACCGACCACAAUCAGCAGGAUACAACAUCCUUCAAGCCUUCUGCGAUCUUCAAUCCCACUCAAGGCGGUCGACCAUGGACUAUCUCUGUCGCAAUUCCCAGCAGUAUUCUCACCAACCUUGCCACUGCCGACCAGCGAAUGACCCAGCCCGCGCGCAUUGCCCGUGCCCUCGCCGUCUUUUCUGUCGAUGAAGUUGUUGUCUUUGAUGAUUCGCCCGUUUCUACUCGACCUCGCAACACGGAUCCAAACAGCUAUACAGGCGAUACCGACCCAUGUCAUUUCCUAUCGCACAUUCUCUCCUUCCUUGAGGCGCCGCCUUUCAUGCGCAAGACUCUGUUCCCUCUUCAUCCCAAUUUGCGCCUGACUGCCAUGCUGCCCAGUCUCGACAUGCCGCACCACCCCAACCCCAAGGACUGGAUUUCCUACCGCGAAGGAGUUACCAUUGCUGGCCAAACAAGCACGGGAUCUGGAACCCUCGUCGAAGUCGGCUUGGACUACCCUGUCGAGAUCGAAGCGGAGAUCCCUCCCAAGACGCGCAUAACCCUCAAGUUCCCUGAAGAUGAGAACCAAUACCCGGAGCCUGUCCAUCCUACUGCGCCAAGGACCGAAGGUGGUUACUACUGGGGUUACACUGUGAGAAAGGCCAGUUCCCUAUCCAAUGUCUUCACCGAGAGCCCCUACGAGAAUGGCUAUGACAUUAGUAUCGGUACCUCCGAGCGUGGUAUCCCUGCUUCCAAGGCAUUCCCACCAUCCAAGAGAGUCAACUUCAACCAUCUUAUCAUUGUUUUUGGUGGCCCGCGUGGUCUGGAGUUUGCAGCGAUGAACGAUGAAGAGCUCAGCAGCAUGGAUAUUCAGGGAUCCAAGACUAAAGAGUUGUUUGACCACUGGAUCAAUGUUUUGCCCAAUCAAGGUAGCCGAACUAUCAGGACUGAUGAGGCCGUUUAUAUUGCACUGACUUCAUUAAGAAAUAUUUGGGAUUCUAGCUAG
Fusarium sp. VM40 is the source of this 1023-nucleotide messenger RNA. Lineage: Eukaryota; Fungi; Ascomycota; Sordariomycetes; Hypocreales; Nectriaceae. The record is from the annotation of a GenBank genome assembly.